This is a messenger RNA of Radiomyces spectabilis, 610 nucleotides long. RefSeq lists its product as uncharacterized. The record is from RefSeq and is a predicted model, not a curated record. The transcript has 3 exons. NCBI's taxonomy places the organism in Eukaryota, Fungi, Mucoromycota, Mucoromycetes, Mucorales, Radiomycetaceae. Bases 94 to 393 code for a protein of 99 amino acids.
UUUUUUUUUUUUUAAUAAAGUCUGGUGGUGAUUUUUACUUGUUGCAUCUCCGUCAUUUCCUUCCAUGAUUUACCCUUCCAGAGGUUUCUUUGUAUGAUGAGACUAUUGUGGACGGCGCCCGACGGCGUGCAAUUUCCUGCUGCCCGUUUUGCUGUGCCAUUAUUGUGGACGCUUGUCUUUGCCAAAUUCCAAGGACUGCUAGCCCAAGCCUUACUGAAUGCCUGGAACCGCUUCUUAACUAUCGCACAGAGCAAAUUAAAGCAACACACGUUAACAGCAGAAAGAGCCCGAUUUAAUUUCAUUUCAAGACACGCCACGUUUCAAAUGCACAUUGUCCGAUUUCCAGAGGUUUAUGUCCAUUCCUGCGGAGGAUAUGGCGCGUCCAUAUAUUGACUCUUCAAAUUCGAUGUUGACUGUAUAAGACAAAGUCUGGAGUAUGUACCGCGCCUAGCUAACUGUGUUUGAUUCCGUCUUCGAGUGGCACCAUACGGCCGUCAGAAGCUCUAGCUGAGCAUUCGUAGUCACCGUGAGGACAACUACCAGAGAAUACUUUCAUAACAUCGAUAAAUGUCGUCAACACAGUAAAAUUCAUGUUCUUGGCGUUUCCCGG